GGUGGUGUGUGUAAGGUUGGUAUAAAAGCUGUGAUACUGUACAUCAACACACAUGUCUUCAGACUGAGCUCGGACCAGCAGACAGGAUGCAUGUAGACUUGGUGUGGCUGACGGCUGCACUUCUAUCUUUCCCCCUGUUCACACUAUGUGACCCACUCUAUGUCAUGGUGGCCUCGAACCUGCUGCGGGUGGGAACCCCUGAGAAAGUGUUUGUGGAAGCUCAGGAUUAUAGUGGAAGUAACAUCCCUGUGAGGAUCAGAGUAAAGAAUUACCCACAGAAAACUUCAGAACUGACAUCUCAAUCUGUCGUCCUCACUGCUGAUAACGACUACCAGGCAGUUGCUGACAUAACGAUUCCUGACAAUAAGGGCUUCUUUAGUGAUGACCCACUGGAGAAGCAGUAUGUGUAUCUGCAGGCAGAGUUUCCUUCUAAAGUGCUCGAGAAAGUGGUCCUACUAUCAUUUCAGUCUGGCUACAUGUUCAUUCAGACAGACAAGAGCAUCUACACACCGGGAACAACAGUUUUUUACAGAAUCUUCCCAAUGACUCCUGAUCUGCAGCCUGUUGAGAAGAGUGUAGGAAUCUAUGUGGAGAUCAUAAAUCCUCAUGGAAUCACAAUUAACAGUGACACAUUCUUUCCUAAGGAAGGGACCAUAACAGGGUCAUACAGCAUCCCUGAAGUUGCCAAACCUGGAAUAUGGAAAAUAGCAACAUGGUACAAAAACAGCCCACAGAAGAACUUCACUGCUGAAUUUGAAGUUAAAGAAUAUGUGUUACCGAGCUUUGAGGUAGCAUUAAAACCAUCCAAACCUUUUUUCUAUGUGGAUGAUAACGAACUUACAGUUGAUAUAACUGCCAAGUACCUGUUUGGAAAAGAUGUGAAUGGUGUUGCAUUUGUGGUGUUUGGUGUUAAGACUAAUGACACAAAAAACACUCUGUCUGCCUCUUUAAAAAGAGUAAAGAUCAUUGAUGGAGAGGGACAAGCCGAGGUCACUAAAGAUAUGAUCCAGCGUUCCUUCCCUAAUAUUCCUCAGCUGGUCGGAAGCUCUUUGUACAUUUCAGUCAGUGUUUUAACUGAGACUGGUAGUGAAAUUGUUGAAGCAGAGAAAGGCGGCAUUCAAAUUGUGACAUCACCCUACACCAUCCAGUUCAAGAGAACCCCAAAAUUCUUCCAUCCUGGAAUGUCUUUCGAUGUCACGGUUUAUGUGACCAAUCCAGACCAGUCACCUGCUGAAAAUGUGAAGGUGCUGGUCAAACCUGGUGACGUAAAGGCUGUAACCAUGAGUAACGGCAUGGCCAAGGCCACAGUGAACACCCAGGGUGGAGAUAAGACUCUACAAAUCACUGCCAGAACUGCAGCCAAAGGCAUACCAGAUGAAAGACAAGCUGAAAACAAGAUGACUGCCCAACCUUACACCACCAAAGGAGGCUCUGGCAAUUACCUACAUUUAAGUGUUGAUGCUGCAGAAUUGGAAAUCAGAGAUGAAAAAAACAUCAAUGUGAACUUCAAAAGCAGUGACCCCAAUCAAGAUUUAACUUAUCUGAUCCUUAGUAAAGGACAGAUUGUUCAAGGUUAUAGGUUUAAAAGAAGAGGGAACUCGCUGGCAACUCUGCCUCUAUCCAUCACCAAGGACCUGGUUCCCUCGUUUAGAGUGGUUGCAUAUUAUCACAUAGGAUCCUCGGAAGUUGUGUCUGACUCCAUCUGGGUUGAUGUGAAGGACACAUGCAUGGGAACGCUCAAGCUGGAUAUAAAAAAGAGGAAAAAAAAUAAAUUUGAGCCUGAUGAUGAAUUUCAACUCAUAGUUACUGGAGAUCCAAAAGCCAAGGUUGGUCUGGUAGCUGUGGAUAAAGCUGUCUUUGUCCUUAACAAGAAUAGACUCACACAGACCAAGAUCUGGGACAUUAUUGAGAAGCAUGACACUGGCUGUACAGCAGGCAGUGGUAAGGACAGUAUGGGGGUUUUCUAUGAUGCAGGUCUACUGUUUGAGUCGGAUAAAUUAGGAGGCACCAAUGAAAGAACAGCUCUUGAGUGUCCUACCCCACUGAAGAGAAAACGAAGAGCAGAGAGUUUACAUCAGAUUACCCAAACACUGAUUUCUAAAUACACCAAUGAAAAGAGGAAAUGCUGUGCAGACGGUCUGAGGCAGAACAGGCUGGGCUACACAUGUGAACGGAGAGCUUCAUUUAUUUUGGAUGGUGCAGAGUGUGUCCAGGCCUUCCUGGACUGUUGUAAGGAGAUCCAAAAACGCAAGGAUGAGCAGAAAGACUUGUUGCAUUUGGCUCGCAGUGGUGAUGAUGAUGAUGAUUUUAUAAGCUCUGAUGAAAUUUUUACCCGAACAAAGUUCCCUGAAAGCUGGAUGUGGAAGAGCAUAGACCUGCCAGAUUGUGAAAAAAACGUAUCAUGUGACACAAGAAGUCUCACCUUGGACAAAGACUAUAUAAAAAGCUCUAUUACUACCUGGCAAAUCCUAGCCAUCAGUAUUUCUAAGACCCAUGGCAUCUGUGUGGCUGAUCCCUAUGAAAUAACAGUGGAAAAAGAGUUCUUUAUAGAUCUGAAGCUACCUUACUCAGCAGUUCGCUAUGAACAAAUAGAAAUCAAGGCUGUUCUGCAUAACUUGUCAACUGAGAAAAUGAAGGUGCGUGUGGAUUUCUUUGAGACAGAGCAUGUUUGUAGCGUAGCCAGCAAAAAGAAGAAACACCGUACCAUAGUUAACGUUGAAGGAGAGUCCACCAUUGCUAUCCCGUAUGUAAUUAUUCCCAUGAAAAUAGGAACCCACCAAAUAGAGGUGCAGGCUGCGAGUUCAUUAGUUCAUGAUGGAGUACGGAAACCCCUGAAGGUGGUGUCAGAAGGUGUGCUAACUGAACUCCCAGAACAAAAUGUUGAAUUAAAUCCCUCUAAAGUACCUGGUGGCAUUCAAGUUGUGCAUUUGAGGACUGAUAUACCACCUGGGCAGGUUCCAAACACUGAUGCACACACUUACAUCAUGGUGGCUGGCCAGGAGAUGAGUCAAACAAUUGAGCAGGCCAUCAAUGGAGAUUUUAUGGGGAGCUUGAUUGUACAGCCCCAUGGCUGUGGAGAGCAAAACAUGAUCUUAAUGACGUUGCCUGUUAUUGCCACACACUACUUAGAUACCACCAAGCAGUGGGAAGGAGUUGGCCUGCACAGACGUAGUGAGGCUAUCAAGCAUAUCCAGACAGGAUUUACACAAGAACUUACAUUCCGUAAAGAUGAUGGUUCUUAUGGUACAUGGACACAUUCACCUAGCAGCACAUGGUUGACAGCAUACGUGGCCAAAGUCUUUGCUCUGGCCAGUGAUCUCAUUAGCAUAAAUGAAGAUAUUAUUUGCAGUGCUCUCAAGUGGUUAAAUCUGAAUGCACAGAUGCCAGAUGGGUCAUUUAAAGAAAAUGCCCCAGUGUAUCAUGCAGAGAUGGUUGGUGAUGUACGAGGGAAAGAUGCUGAUGCAUCUCUGACAGCAUUUGUCUUGAUUGCCCUGCAAGAAGGAAACUAUCUUUGUGCUAAAUCAGUCGGAAGUCUUCCAGAGUCUUCCAGGAAGGCCACUGAGUAUUUGCAAAACAGACUUCCUUCUUUGACCAAUCCAUAUGCAAUUGCAAUGUCUUCCUAUGCCUUGGCCAAUGCUGGCAGGUUUAACAAACAGCGCCUGCUGCAAGCUUCCUCUGGAGAUGGUGCUUACUGGAAUGUUGCUGGAGGACAUCACUUCUCCCUGGAGGCAACAGCGUAUGCCUUGCUGGCUCUGGUAAAAGCCAAGGAGUUCGAUGCAGCAGGAAAAGCUGUUCAUUGGCUCAAUAGGCAGAGCAGUCAUUAUGGUGGUCAUGGCACCACCCAGGCAACCAUAAUGGUGUUCCAAGCAGUGGCUGAGUACUAUAAACAAGGUAAAGAUCAUCAGAAUACAGACCUGGAUGUGGAACUGAGCGUCAGUGGACGAUUCCUUAGGAAAACAUGGAAUUUCAACAAAAAUAAUGCACAUCUUACACGCUCAGAUAAGGUUCAGCUCAGGCAAGAGUUUAAUGUUACAGCUAAAGGAACUGGUGCUGGAGUUCUCAAAGUAAUGACACUUUAUUAUGCUAGACCCAUAGAAAAGAAAAGUGACUGCCAAAAGUUUGAUCUUUCUGUUGAAAUGAGAAAAGAAGCAAACGUUUCUCUCUCAAAAUCAAACCCAGAAGGUAAAGAAAGUUAUGAGGUCAUCAUUGACAUUUUAUUUAAGGAUCCAGAAAAAGAUGCCACUAUGAGUAUUUUGGAUAUUAGCUUGCUGACAGGAUUUGUGGUGGAUGAAAAUGAUCUUAAAGCUCUAAACAUUGGGGCAGACAAAUACAUACAAAAGUUUGAGAUGGACAAUCAGCUCUCAGAACGAGGCUCCCUCAUCAUGUAUUUAGACAAGGUAUCACACACAUUUUCAGACAGGAUUGUUUUCAGAGUGCACAAGAUAAAUAACGCCGCUUUGCUUCAACCUGCUGCUGUCAGUGUGUACGAGUACUACUCUCCAGGGGAACGCUGUGUGAAGUUCUACCAUCCUACAAAAAAAGAUGGAACCCUGAACAGAUUGUGCAGUGAACAGAAGGAUCUGUGCCAGUGUGCUGAAGAAAACUGCAGUAUCCAGAAAAAAAUGAAAAUUGUUGAGGGAGAUCGAGAGAAAGCAGCUUGUAAAGCCGGCAUGGAUUACGUUUAUAAAGUCAAAUUUAUAAGAGUGGACCAGAGACCAAACACAGAUUAUUAUGAAAUGAAGAUUGAAGAUGUCCUGAAAGAAGGUACUGACCAUGAUGUACAUGACAAAAUGAGGACCUUCAUGGGUCAUGCUAAUUGCAGAGAGUCUUUUGGAUUUGUGGAAGGCAAGAGCUACCUCAUCAUGGGCCACAGUGUUGACCUCCCAAGGAUAGAGGAAAAGCUGCAGUACAUCUUGGGCGAACAGACUUGGAUUGAAUACUGGCCCACAAGCGAGGAAGGUCGAACCCCUGAAUACAAAGACAAAUUCAUGAGAAUUGCUGCACUGGCUCAGAUGCUUAAAGACUCUGGAUGCACUACAUAAACAUAUAUUGUUUUUUCUCUAUACAACUUUUAAUAAUUCUUCAGUAUUUUCUAUUGCUUUCAAUAAUUCUAUUGCUGUAAUCUCAAUGUACCACAUUACUCACAUUAGCAAGUAGUCAUCCUAGCAUUCAUCCUAAAAUGUAAAAACCUGUGAAAUCUAUAAACUGACUAAAUCAGUCUUAAAAAAAAGAAAAGAAAAAGAAAACAUUAAAUAAACCCUGUGUAACCUUUGCCACAAUGUGUGUUCCA
Molecule: messenger RNA, 5290 nt
Organism: Hemibagrus wyckioides
Lineage: Eukaryota; Metazoa; Chordata; Actinopteri; Siluriformes; Bagridae
Product: complement C3-like
Exons: 41
Coding region: 87-5042 (1651 amino acids)
Cellular component (GO): extracellular region
Molecular function (GO): protein binding; endopeptidase inhibitor activity
Source: RefSeq, a predicted model, not a curated record